GUGCGAUCCACACUGACAGUUCCAUAAACGAAAAGCAGAAGAAAAGAGACUGCAUCUAUACUACGAAAACACAACCAAAACAUCAGACCCCCGGGACUAAAGCUUUUAUUGUAUUGAAACAACGGAUCUUGAUUAGUUGUUAUUUUGAACGCUAAUUAGCUUUUUAAACCGUAGUUUUUGUGUUUUAAGUUGUAAAAAUUUGUGCUCAUUGUGCGUGUAUAUUGUGGAAUAGCGAAGAACGAUAAUUUACCACUGUUUCAACGUCGUCAAAACUUUUGGUUUGCUGCUGUGUUGAAAGCGGGUACGUGUGCAAUAUGGCAAAAAAACAAUGCGGCGAGUGCAAACAGGAGAUAAACGAUCUCGAGCCAAUUUGUUGUGGCUUCUGUGAGGCUUCUUUCCACAUCAACCAGCAGUGCUGUGGUUUUAAUUCUCGCUCCAUCAAAGAAGCAUUCGCAUCAGGGAAGGCAAUGUUUAUUUGUCCUCCUUGUCGAACUGAAUUGAACGGCCGUUCCAUUCGCGCAUAUCUGGCGGACAACCCCAGGAGCCAACCCGAUGAAAUGCCACAGCUUGCUGAAAUACCGAAACAGGUGCAGGAGCUGUUCACAGUGGUUGAAAAAUUGAGCCAGAAAAUCGAUAAUUUUGCUGGUCAAUCAAUUAAACCGUUCAAAUCAAUUCCUGUUUCCUCGCCGUCGGCAUGGCCGAGGCUUGGUAUUAAACGCCGCCGAGAUGACCGUAGGCUGGAUGAAUGCACUGCUGCUGUAAGCGGAACGAAAAGUAUUGAUCUUAGCGAAUUUCAACUUCCCGUGCCGUCUAUUAUGCAAGCCGCCAAACCGGAUAAGUUUUGGCUGUACAUGACAGGAUUGAAUCCACUAAUUAAUGAUAGCGACGUGCAGAAAAUAGUCUCACGUUGUUUGAAUAUUUCGGAUGCUGCUGAGGUGAUUCGUCUUGUUCCCAGAGGCAAAGAUGUGACCACCUUGACUUUCGUAUCCUACAAAAUCGGAUUGGAUCCUGAUCUCAAAGAAUUGGCGCUCGAACCAUCGUCUUGGCCCACCGGAAUCCGGCUAAGAGAGUUUGUUGAUUUCUCAAAAAACUAAUCUUGGAUUUUGAAAAAAACAUACAAUCUACUGUUGCUGAUCCGGGACAACCUUCGACAAGUAUUGAGGAUUCCUCCUACCCCCCCGACCCAUUCGAGCUCUGCAGCAUCGUCCAUCAUCGUCCCGGUCGUGUGGUCGGAGGUGGCGUAGGGGGUUUCCGCACUCCAACCUCAGGCGAGUAUCCUCCUAAUUAUAUAGUUUCGAUACCUGAUGCUUUUCCGGCUUCCAGCUACACCAUACCAUUCGACUGUAUUGUCAGUGCUCCUGCAUCGGAAACAAGCAUUCUAUCAUCAUUUACUGCAACUUUGGAUCCGGGACACCCUGUAAUAAGUACUAAGGAAGUCCCUGAGCCUCCCGACCCAGUCGUGCCUUCCAAUGCCACCCGCCAUCGUCGUCGUCCCGGUCCUGUGGUCGGUGAUGGUAUACGGGACUUCCGAUCUGCUUCACCAGGCGAGUAUAAUCACGUUAAUGAUCUGUCGCUGCCUGAAAAUUCACCGCUUUUCAGUUCGGUUUCAACUUCCGGCAUGGACACCGCUCCCACUAGGAGUCUACGAGUGUAUUACCAAAAUACUAGAGGACUUUCUACCAAAUUGGACGACGUUUAUCUGGCUGUGCUUGAUGGCGAGUAUGAUGUUUAUGUGUUCACCGAAACCUGGCUUGAUGGGAGAAUCAACUCACUCCAACUUUUCGGUGACAACUUCGUCGUUUAUAGAGUGGAUCGCAGUAUAUCUAAUAGCUCUCGCGUGCGUGGUGGCGGUGUUCUACCCAGUAAACCACAUAUCGUAUAACCAACAGCAAAUAAAGUCGCAUUUGAGUCCAUUAAAAAUCUAAAUCGCACUGCAUAUCAAACUUUAUCAGAUUAUUGUCGAAAAAUGUUGUAUUGAAUGUAUCAUAUACGAUAAUUUUUACCAUAGUGAAAAUCAAUCGUAAUUGUGUGAAUAAAAACUCACAAUGACUUAUAUUCCUUGCAAUAUCCUAUAUCAGUGCGAAUGAAUGUCU
Messenger RNA from Armigeres subalbatus, 2093 nucleotides. RefSeq lists its product as uncharacterized. The transcript has 2 exons. The record is from RefSeq and is a predicted model, not a curated record. Lineage: Eukaryota; Metazoa; Arthropoda; Insecta; Diptera; Culicidae. Bases 315 to 1094 code for a protein of 259 amino acids.